Messenger RNA from Lizanozyma spartinae, 1269 nucleotides. It is a transcript of the gene LEM3, whose product is annotated as Lem3p. The coding region runs from base 1 to 1269 and encodes 422 amino acids. Gene Ontology annotation, cellular component: endoplasmic reticulum; Golgi apparatus; plasma membrane. The record is from RefSeq and is a predicted model, not a curated record. The transcript has a single exon. NCBI's taxonomy places the organism in Eukaryota, Fungi, Ascomycota, Pichiomycetes, Serinales, Debaryomycetaceae.
AUGUCACUGCAACAACACGCUGCCAGAGAACGGCAACAAGUGGAAGACACUUCUUCCGAUAUCCCCGGAGGUACAGUUGAAGAACAAGACUAUGAAUCCGAUUCUUCUGAUGAAUCAAGUAUAUUAGAAGAGAAACCCAAGUCUCGGAAGCCUGGAGACAAUGCCUUCAGACAACAACGGUUGAGGGCAUAUAAUCCGGUGUUUACAGCCAGAACAGUUAUUCCUACGCUUUUCAUCAUAGCCAUUAUAUUUGUUCCGUUAGGAGUGGCUAUGUGGUACGGAGCAAACAGAGUCCAAGAAGUUAUGAUUGAUUAUACCCAAUGUGAAAACCUUGCUAGUAGAGAUUACUACUCUGAGAUUCCGAAGAAAUACCUUAAGAUCCAUUUUAACGGAGUCAAGACCUCAGACAUUGCUAGACCUCAAUGGAAGUUGGAUACCAACAACACUGAGCAAUUUGAAGAUGAAAGGAACGUUUGUCGUAUUCAAUUCGAAAUCCCCCAUGAUAUAAAGCCUCCUAUUUUAUUCUUUUAUCGGUUGAAGAAGUUCUAUGCUAAUCACCGGAGAUAUGUGAAGUCCUUCAGUGAAGACCAAUUGAAUGGUAAAGCGGCUGAUUAUGAUACUAUUAACAAUAAUAUUGGUCAAAACUGUCAACCUAUGUCUCGGAAUUCGCAAGGACAGAUUUACUAUCCAUGUGGGUUGAUUGCUAAUUCUUUGUUUAAUGAUACCUAUGGUUCCGGUUUACAAGCUGUCAAUGGGUCCAGCACAGACUUCUCAUUGACCAAUAAGGGUAUCGCAUGGAGCACUGAAAAGAAUAGAUUCAAAAAGACAAAAUACAACUACACUCAAGUGGUUCCUCCUCCAAAUUGGUUCAAACGCUAUCCAAACGGAUAUAAUGAGACCAAUAUGCCAGAUCUUUCCACUUGGUAUGAAUUACAAAACUGGAUGAAACCUGCUGCCUUACCUGAUUUUGUCAAGUUAGCUCUCAAGAAUAAAGAGGAUACACUUAAGAAGGGUAAAUAUGAAGUUGCCGUGGGUUUACACUUUCCUGUUAUACCUUACAGGGGCAGCAAAUACCUUUAUCUUUCCACCAGAUCUGUAAUUGGAGGUAAGAACUACUUCCUCGGCAUCAGUUGGAUCGUUGCAGGGGGUUUAUGUUUGCUUCUUGCUUCAGCCUUGUUAAUUGUGAACUUAGUUAAGCCACGGAAGAAUGGUGAUCCCAAGUACUUAAGUUGGAAUAAAGUCGAAGAUGAACACAAUACGGAAAAAUAA